AUGGCACCUGCGAAAUCGACAGGCUACCCUCUCCGCUUUCCCAACCCUUUGCUGGCCGCCGCAAUCGCCUUUGGCCUGGGGCAGCUGUGCAUUUUGGCCCUCAACGACUCACUCUUACCAUCUCCCCUGAGAGCUUUACUGUAUGGCGUUGUCGGAGACAAUGCCACUGCGCGCACCAUAGCAGCAGUGGCAGCUGCUGUGCAUGUGGGGGAGGCCAGCGUGGCGCUAGGAAUAUGUGUCAAGAGAGGCUACGCCGUGGGCGCAUCAGUGUACUGGACUCUGCUGACGUUCAUUUUUGGCUUCGCUGGCCUCCUGCUUCUGCGCGACCUGGAGAAGCCCAAAUCAGCCACAGACUAG
Molecule: messenger RNA, 357 nt
Organism: Coccomyxa subellipsoidea C-169
Lineage: Eukaryota; Viridiplantae; Chlorophyta; Trebouxiophyceae; Coccomyxaceae
Exons: 1
Coding region: 1-357 (118 amino acids)
Source: RefSeq, a predicted model, not a curated record